AUGAGUUCCAAUGUGAGCGUAAGAAGCGAGUCCAUCGGCGCCUUUGACUCUGCUACCCAGCAGCCGAAUGGGCCAAAACCACCCAUCAAGCGCAGGUCUCCAAUAGCCUGCCGGAGCAUCUUCCCUCAACGAGGCCAGCCGGAUCUCGACCGCGAGUACCGGCACCCUCGCUUGAGGGCCGAGAAGGCCGCCAAACGAGAAGCCGACAAGGCACGACGCAGCGCGUCAGAUGCGCAAGUGCCUCGGGGCCCAGGCGCGCCAGCUCUCCGGAAAGUCGCAGACGAAUGGGAGUUUCUCCCGCCGCUUCCCGAGAUCAUUGACGCCGUCCACGGGUUCACCCGCAAGUAUUUCCAGCUAGGCUUCAUUCCGAAGGAGCUGUUUCCCCAGCAGCUGCAGCGAGACCACCGAUCUGUCAGCGUCUUUCUGCUGCUCAGCAUCCUUAGCGUCUCCGCUCGCUUCUCGCCAGCUCUGGCCCAGAGGUACCAGGGGGAGAUGCAGGCAGUCGACUUCUUCAUGGAACGAGCCAGCAACCUCGCGCUGAACGAGUUGUACCAAGAGCCUACUCUGGAAAGAUGCCAAGCCUUCUACCUGUUGAGUCUAGCGCAGCAAGGCAGUGGUAUGAGGAACAGGAGCUACAUCAACAUUGGUAUAGCCACGAGGAUGGCCGUCUUGAUGCACCUGCACCGCGAAGAGUUCUACAAGAUGAAUAGUCCCACGAGGGAAAUGAUUAUCAGGGCAGAAUCUGCACGGAGAACUUUGUGGAUGCUGCACAGCCAGGACAAUCUCCACUGCGGCGCCCUUUCCCCCGUGUCGCUCGCAGCAAACGACAUCACGGCUCUUCUCCCCAGUAACGAGGAAGACUUCGCCUACGGCCGCGAGCCGUUAUCGCGCGCUGCCCUUGAAGAUACACCACCAGCCCGCGGAAACCCCUCACUGAUCCAUCAACCAUCCCGGUCUCUGUUUGCGAGUCUGAUGCAAGCACAUUACUACUGGGGCAAAGUCGCUCGCAGAGCAUUGGCGACGAUGAAAAGCCCCAAUCCUUGGGACCCUACAAGCGAAUACGCCAUUACAGCAAAGCAAAUUCUAAGCUGGGAACAGCAGCUUCCGCAAGAUCACCGAUGGAGUGUUGUUCUCCUCAAGGGACACAAGUCCGUCGGCGAAGAUUUGGCCUACCUUGGAGUAACCAUGAUAACGAAACUCUGCAACAUUGUGCUGAGACGUGCGUACCUCGAGAACAUUAUCAAGACAGAGGAGAAGGAUUUCCAACGCCGGGCUUUCUUUGCCAACAUGUCGGACGACCUCUUCCGGAAUGUGCGAGAGCUAUACGAGCAAAUCGAUGCCCAAUUCAGCGCCAGAUCCUCUGAAGAGGGCGUAGGAGCUCAGAUGGCAUCAUUCUGCGUCUACAGCUGUGGCCUUUUCUCGACCUAUCUGGUUAAGUACCGGAACAUUUGUUCCGACAAAGCCAUCGUUGCGCAGGCUCCGAACAUGCUCCAGCGGUGUAUGUCCAUCCUCAUCGAAUCCAAGCAGACUUGGCCCCUCGCCUCCCGUUGGUUAGAGUCCCUGGAGCGCUUCUCGCGAGAUCCCAAAGCCGCUGCCUUUAGUCUCGAGGGCAGUAUGGCUGAUGGCAACGAUCGAACACUCCGACCGCUACAUCCCACACCGCCCAACUUUACCAAAGGCCCACGUGCGGACGCGCCCAAGUAUCAGCUCCCCGGCCCACCGGCAACCCCCACGGACGAGACGAAACCAAUUCCACCAAGAAACAACAGCACCAGCAGCAGUAACGCAUCCAACAACAUCCUCCCUCCCCCGAGUCCAUCGCCGAGCAUACAGCAACAGCAACAAAUCCAUCAGCAACACAACUCUCCAUUCCCGCUCCCGCCACUCAUAAAAACCCAUCAACAACAGCCCCAACUUCAUCACAACCAGCAACACCAAGCCCAACACCAUCAAAUUCUAUCACCAUACCAGGCCCAACAUCAUCUUCUGCAACACCAGCCGCAACCGCACCACCAAGUCCAGCAACAGCAACGUCACCAACAUCUACCGACACACCAACCACAAAUGCAGCAACAUCUACCCCCCGAGCUGCACCAGCACUUCUCGCCCCCGGUUUACUCCCAGGCGCCUCCCCCCUACAGCCCAAACAACGGCAUGGGCAUGCUCGUCCAGGCAGCCGCCUUUGACACCACGAGUUCGAUCCUGAAUGCGCCGGCGCAGCCGCCGCCGCCGCCAUCGACGAACCAGUACGACCCGACCACGGUCGCGGCAGUGGCGGCCUUUUACAAUUCGCCGGGUUCCACCUCCAUCAUCCUCGGCCCCGGCACGGACGGCUUUGAGUGUGAGCUCCAGAGCUGGUUCGACGGCACGGCGCCGGUCCAGGCGACGAGCUGGAUCGGGAACGGCGCGGCUGGGCUGGGGUGGUUUGGAUCCACGUGA
Messenger RNA from Colletotrichum orchidophilum, 2439 nucleotides. RefSeq lists its product as uncharacterized. The record is from RefSeq and is a predicted model, not a curated record. NCBI's taxonomy places the organism in Eukaryota, Fungi, Ascomycota, Sordariomycetes, Glomerellales, Glomerellaceae. Gene Ontology annotation, biological process: DNA-templated transcription. Gene Ontology annotation, cellular component: nucleus. Bases 1 to 2439 code for a protein of 812 amino acids. Gene Ontology annotation, molecular function: zinc ion binding; DNA binding. The transcript has 9 exons.